This is a messenger RNA of Cladocopium goreaui, 8763 nucleotides long. NCBI's taxonomy places the organism in Eukaryota, Dinophyceae, Suessiales, Symbiodiniaceae. The record is from the annotation of a GenBank genome assembly.
AUGCCACAAGAAGGGCGAUUCUUUCUUGAUCCUCAAAAGUUUUCCAUUCUUGCUGACCGUGUGAGAAGUUGGGCACCGGCUAUUUUGGCCCACUGCAAUGAUGAAGAUGAGAGCAGGGCUUUAAGAAUGGACAUUUUGGACACCAUUUCUUUUCUGGAGAGGGGUCAGCGCUGUUUGGAAACGAAAACAAGUGGACAUGUGCAGUACCCGAGCCAAACCUUGAUCAGCGCAGCCUGCCUUGGAAAUUUGCUUGGUUCCAAUGAACAUGUUUGCAAUGUGGUUCCAUUGUCUUUGCAAGUUGCUUUGCCAGGUGUUGACCUUUCAAAUCUGCUACGAAAUGCUUCAUUCCCAAAAGCUUCAACGAUUGGCCGUGCAGGGUCUGCUUUGGAUUUUGCAUUCUUGCUCGAGUGUCGAGAGAGGUGGUGCAAUGUACCGUGUCUUCAUUAUGCUUGGGCAGACUCAUCUCCUCAGUGUGGCAGGGAAUGGUUCAUGCUCAUGCAUACUUCUGUUUGCAUGGAUGCUGUGGUGAACGCUUGCAAUGCUGCAAACAUGUUGACAAGGUGUCGUCCUGACCUCAGCGAUCAUUUUGAGGCUGAGGAUGCAGAUGUGGAACAACAACCUCGUUUGCACACGGUCCUGUUGGAUGCCAUUCAUACCCACAAAUGCAUUCCGGUUGCUCUAGGUUCAGGGAAGGUUUCGGUGGAGGAUAAGACCUCAUGCCUUUUGCAUGCUAUGAGUUUGGAGUGCAGUAGCAGAGUAGGCUUGCGAUGCCACCUUGACAACGUUGUUUCUUGGACCACAGACUUAGGGGUAGAGGCACAGCUUCCACAGUUUCAAGCCAAGCACUUGGACUCAAUAUUGCCAACCUAUGUCCACCAAACUUUGGAGAGCGACCUUGCAGAUGAAGAUCAGGAGACAGUGGGUGAUGCUGAUGCUUUUCCCAUCAUGCCUAAGGCACUGCUGACACCUGGUGGGCUGCACAUUACUCACAAUGCCAGACAAGACCUGAGGACCAAAAUGUUGUGGUUUGACAAGUUUUGGGACCACCUGAAAGCUGUUGCAGCAUUGCUUGUGCCCCAGCAUCUACGCGAGCGGAUCAUUGCCCGCUUAGUUCGUGGGACUGCCUCUGCAGAACAUGAACACCUGUUUGCAUCCCUGUCUUUGCCAGCUCUGUAUGAAAAGCGCUGGCAGGUGGUUGCAAAAUUUUUGAAGAAUUUGUUGCCCCAUUUUCGCUUGUUGAAAAGGGUUUGGAACCUUCAAGAUUUUCUCAUUGACGGGAAGGAUGCAGAAGGUGAUGUUGGAGCUUCAUUCGAUGUAGCUCUGGCUGACCCGAUGUUUUGUAGCUAUGUUUUCAUGGUUGAUGGUGUGCAAAACAUUUUGCUCAACCUCGAGCGUUGGCUUGAGAAUUGUGCUUGCCACGAGCACUUGUUUACAACAUUGUCCAGCAAACGGCAGAGAAAGAAGAGGGGGCAGUUGUUUGGUGGUGCAGUCCGCUUUGUGGAUUGCCCCAUGAGAGGUAAGCGUGCCCCUGAGCUGGCAGCAGGCAAACUUGAAGAUACUAUUGCUGAACUUUCCACUGCUGCUUUGAAUCUGUUCUCUGAUCAAAUGGAUUUCCGGAUUACACCAGCUGACAGAGCAGUGCUGAUGCAAGAUUUUGAUUUUGCAAAGCAACAUUUGCAUGUUGUUCUCGUGGCGAAGUUUGGUUUUUGGCGGCAAAUUCCAUGGCGCUUGGCUGGCUUAAGCCACCACUGGCCAUCAGUGGCGCGGAGGAUUGCCCAAGAUUGCCUUGAAGAGUUUGAUGCUUCUAUGUCCAAGCCAGGAAUGACUUUAGAACAUCACCAUCCCUUGUCUGUGCGCUUCCUGUCAGAAACUGGGAUGCGUGAAGAUUUGCAACGUUUUGCAAAUGGUGGUUGUAUGACUGACCAGUUGAUGUUUGCUGUAGCUUCGCUGCGGUUUAUUCCUGUGGUGGAGCGAUGUGUGGAGGCACUUCAUCGUGAUGUGAAGGUUGCUGCAAAACACAUACGGCUGGGGCCCACCAAGGUGAGCUUGUCUUUUCGAAUGCGUGAGAUUUUGGAUCUUUCCAGUUUUGAGGAAGGGUUUCCAGCCCGACUGCAGACUUGUUUUGAUUUGACGCGGCAGCCAAAGAAGGCUGCUGCAGCCUUGGGUUUGCUGAGCCAUCCAAUAUUUCUGCCGUUGCUGCGAGAUGGUUGUACCGAUGUUUGUGUGUGGCUGGCGGCUUUGGUUAGGGCUGUGCACAGGUGUGACUUGGAAACUCAAUUUUCUGACAUGCAUGAAGCACGGUCCACCCAUUUUCGAAAGCGGAAAGUCUUAGAAGCGGAGGCCGAGAAACUUCAUGACACCAAAUUAUCAGUUCCUAGAACAUACGAAGAUAUUUUCAAGCGUGCUAUAGUUGACCAUUUUCGUGCAAUGGCUGGUUCAGAUGUUUUCUUCACACUGCCUGUGCUGGUAGAUGACAGUGCUGGCUACGAAGUAGCACCAUUCUUAGGUCCUGCAGAGAAACGCUUGUGUCUGAGGGGUGCUGACGAAGAGCCUCUAGAAAUUGUUGAGAUGGCUGAAGGUGCUGACCAUGGAAGGGAAGAGUUGCAUUUCCGACUCUUGCAUGGUUUUCCUGCACGGAUGAAAUCCAUGUUGCGACCAGUUGCUAGCACGCCAGUUUUUGCCAAAGAUGCAGUUAUGAUUGCUGUGCACAAAUGCGUUUACAAUGCUGAAGGCGUGCCACAAAUAGACAUAGCAACCCAAGAUGUCCCACACAUUUUGACGUCGCUGGAGUCUUGUCCUCUCAAUGUUUUAAGGACUCAGUUUACAUGUGCAAGUACAUCGCGAGAUGUGAGAUACUCUCUGCCAGGAUUGCCAAACAUCAGACAAAGUGAUUUGGUUGAAUGCGUCACUCAUUUGCUGAAUGCCCGCGCUCUUCCAGGUGGGGAACCAACUGCCGUUUCAACUUUCCCGACAGAUUUAAUCAUGUCUUUGAUCGACAGAGGCCUUGUUUGCAGGAGCGGGCAAUCAGAUCGGAUAUUGAUGUCCGAGUGUGCUUUGCCACAGGUUCGUGUCAUGUGCCCUCUCCACGAACCGAAGCAAGUUUGCAGCCUUCGUAACAGUGAUAUUUCUCAAUAUGACCUCAUGGAAUUGAUUCUUGCCCUGGAGCAAAAUGGAUGGUCUUGGAAAAAAAUGCCUUCAAAGAAAAAUGCCCGUGAAGCGUUGUGUCAUGAGCCUGGGAAGGAACUUGUUUGGUACAGCCAAUCCCACUCUGUUAGCAAAGCUUACUUGCAGUGCUUGCUUUUGUCGGAUGAUUUGUUUGAGAAAGGUUUGGCCCGCAUUCCCCACUGGGUUGAAAAGCCUGGUGAGAUUUACCCUGCCCUUUUGAAAGGGGAGGGACCACAACCUGGCCGUGCAGUGCCGAUGCCAGCAUUGGAACCCGACAUUCCGGUUGAAGCGCUUCAAGAUGUUGCAGUGGCUGAGCCUGGGCAAGCCGUAGCUCACCUCUCAUUGCAGGAAGGGGACCAUGCUGGUCAUGAUCCCACCGAUUCCAUAGACGGCUUGUUGGAUUUGCUUGAUGAAGAUAUGCCUAGAUCAAACCAAUCUGAUGAUGCUGACCGUAGUGAAGGGUACUCAGCUUCGCCUCCCAUUGAUAGCCCAGUAAACCAAUCUGAUGAUGCUGACCGUAGUGAAGGGCACUCAGCUUCACCUCCCAUUAAUAGCCCAGUAGUUGAUGCGCAGUCUUUGCAUUCGCCCAUGGAUGACGCAGUAGAUGAAGCUGCAGCAGCUCUAGAUGCUGCGCCCGUAGAAGAUGAGGGGUCCCAACCCCGCUUGGGGAAGCCAGCAAACUUUGGUGUUUUCAGGCUUACUGUCAAGCAGCCAUCCGAGAAAGCUGGUCGAAAGUUUGGUGGUGUGGAAGCAAGAUGUCCUUUUCACAAAAAGAACAACAGGACAGAUUGCAAGAAAUAUUUGCAACUCCGUUCCGCUGACCCUGAGGAAUUUUCCAAAUGUGUUCGUGCAUUGAAGAUGUGGUGCAACAGCGCCUCUAGGUAUAACCGUCAGAGACUUCACCUUCAACACCAUGUGUCGAUUGAUGCAGCUCCUGCUGAAGAAGUUGUUGCUGCCGGUUGUAUUGUUGUAGGGCCAGCUGGGGCUGUUCAGGGUGAUGAUGUGCUAGAUGCAGAAGCAGGCAUGGCGGGUCAAACUCUUCUCACUCAGCUGAUGCCAUUGGUGCUGGAGACGGUGCAGAAAGCUCCGCUCAGGCUGUCGUGCCUCUUGAUGGCUUCUUUCGCUCCUGACAUAGACGAUGAGGACGUUUCUAUAUCAGACCAACAGGACACACCACAGAAAUGGACAAGCGGAAAGGAACCUGAUUCAGCAGAGUCUAAGUUUAAGGGGCGACACAAAGUUGAGACUACCAAGAAGGGUGCCAAGACUUGCAGAGCUUGCCAGAAGAGCCGACCUUUGUCUGAUUUUGCAUUGAACCAGACUGUGGACAAAGACUGCAAGAAGGCUUUAGAUGUGAUUUCCAAGAAGGCACGUCAACAAGGUAAGGUUGAAUGGUUCAAGAAUGUCAAGGCUGACCCGAAGAAGUUGAGAAGUCUCGUCACCAGCUACCGUCAGGCUUCUCAAGAGGCUGAGAAAGCUGGGCAGAAGAAGUCCACUUGGAAUCUUGCUGAGUAUAUAGAGGAGGUGCGUGCCAGCACUGAAACUGUUGGCACCUCUCGUGGCAAAAUGAUGUGGCAGGAUCAAGCCAUUGAGUUCUGGCGCAGCACAGAUGGAGGGGCCCUCACCAAGCAAGAGGCAGCAAGCAAGUGGGAUGAGCUUGUUGCUACGUAUGAAGCCUUGGGCAUCCCCCAUGAUCACAAGGGCCCUGCGAAAGCAAGCUUGAGGCUACGAAUCCACACAGAGGAUUUGGUGGAUGACGUCAAAAGAGUUGCAAAGGAGAAGAAGGUUGUCAUGCAUGGACAGCAAACAAAGAAGGCGACUGCAGAGGAUGUGGAGAAAAUGUCCAAGUCCCUCAUGGUGAACCAUGACAAGAUUCAAGGCGGAGUUUCAGAGUCGGAGGCUGCCAGGUCUUUUGUCAGCUCCGACAACAUGGAUGGAAUCAGCAUUACCCUCAACGAUGUGUCGUUGCUUGUGCCUGAUGAAGAUGCGCAAGACGAAGCGGAGGAAGACGCUGAAGAGAAAGAUGAGGAAGGGGAGGAGGAUACCACAGAGAAGAAGUCCAAAAAAAAAUGGUUUGACCGAGACAGAGAAGUCAACAAGGCGCAGAGACAGAUGAGCACUGCGCUGUCACAGGUCCAGACCAAGGCCUCAGCUGUGAAAGAGCAGCUUGAGAAAGUUUUGGCUGAAGUUGCAGCCUUGCCCACGAACCAGCAAGAGUCUUUGAAGGGAGAAGAGGUGAUUGGGCAAGCCAGGCUGGAAUGUUUGCAGAAGCUGUACGGCAGUGAAGAGGCCUUGCAGACCCACAUCAGAAGCAUUGCGUCCAAAGCUUUGUCGUCUGCCCGCAGCAGCACUGGUACUGCAGCAGACCCCAGCAUCUGUUUGGGUUUAGCUGCCCCAUGCCAGAGCUACCAGAAGUUGAUCACGUUUGAAGCUUGCAAGAGCACUGCUGGCCGGGUUCUGGAUUGUUCAGAUCUUGAAGGCAUAGAGAGAGUCAAGAAAGAGGCGGCAGAUGCAAGAUCCCCGAUUGUUGAGUUGGUUUCUGCGUGCAAGUCUGCCACAGGGGAUAUCACCAAGGCAUUGAAGUUGGUGCGCGAUGGGCCAAAAAAGGCCAAGGCUGCUGCGAAGAAUGCUGCACACAGAAGUGUGACUUCCCUUACACCCUCAGAUGUUUUCAAGCACUCUGAAUCCAGUCAAAAAGUGCAGGUCGUGGAGCAGAUUGAAGAAGACCCUGUGAAGGAGGAGGCUUUCAACCCUGAUGUUCCAGUGAUGUUUGCAUGCAAGGCUGAUGAGCAUGCAUCUUUUGAGAAAGAGGACUGCGUGAAGCGCUUCAUGUUCACCGACUUCUUAACAGUGUUUUCGUCUCAGGGCCCAGCGCAAAAGUGCGACCGGGCGCAUCGUCGUUUCCCAGCCGGAAGUGACAUUGCUGAUGUUGUGUCCAAGCGCCUUCGUUAUAUCUGCUCGGCGGCAUGUCCCACACCGGACGAACUUCAGAACAAUGAGUCUUUGACUCAGAGUUUGGAAGCCAUGGCUGUGAUCAUCGGCAAGAACACUGUAACUUGCAGCCCCGAGAAGAGCCAUGCAGGAUCACUUCGUCUUGGUCUUCAAGGAACCCGAGAAGUCAUUUUGGUGCGUGAAAAGCUUUUGUAUGAUGUGUUGGGCCAGCCAACACUCAAGGCCGCAAAGCAGGCACUGCUUGGAAUGGAUGAUGCUCUAGCUGCCAAGCUCAAGCUCUAUUCCUGCACUUUGGGCAAGGGCCAAGCUCUCUACACUCCGCCUGGAUGGAUCUUUGUGGAAAGGGUCAUGUCGGAAAUGCACUGGGUGGGCUUCAGAGCUGGAUGUUGCAUCACAUCUUUGCAGAUCUCAAGUGAUUUGAAAUGGCUUUCCCAAAGCUGGGCCAUGGAUGACCCAGUAAUCCUUAGCUUUCUGAAGGUUACCGAUGAAGUCCUUCACUCAGCGCCUGUGACUCCUGCUGUCCAAAGAAGAGCCCCUCUGGAAGUGAAAUCAGACAUGGCGGAUGCGGCAGAAGCAGGAAUUGAGGCUGCAAGGAUGGCGGAAGAUGAGGCAAAGAAGAAAGACGAGGCUCAGAGGUUGCAAGAGGAGGCCGAUCGGGGAGCGAAGGAGGUUGAGGAAGCUCAGAGGUUGCAAGAUGAGGCUGAUCGCCAGGCAAAGGAGGCUGAGGAAGCUCGGAGGUUGCAAGAGGAGGCCGAUCGCAAAGCGAAGGAGGCUGAGGAAGCUCAGAGGUUGCAAGAUGAGGCUGACAGAAAGGUGAAGGAGGCUGAGGCAGCUCAGAGGUUGCAAGAGGAGGCUGAUCGUCAGGCAAAGGAGGCUGAAGAAGCUCAGAGGUUGCAAGAUGAGGCUGAUCGCCAGGCAAAGGAGGCUGAGAAAGCUCGGAGGUUGCAAGAGGAGGCCGAUCGCAAAGCGAAGGAGGCUGAAGAAGCUCAAAGGUUGCAAGAGGAGGCCGAUCGCAAAGCGAAGGAGGCUGAAGAAGAUCAAAGGUUGCAAAAGGAGGCCGAUCGCAAAGCGAAGGAGGCUGAGGCAGCUCAGAGGUUGCAAGAGGAGGCCGAUCGCAAAGCGAAGGAGGCUGAGUGCAAAGUCAAGGAGGAGGAAAAAGCAAAGAAGCUGAAAGAAGAGGCUGAUCGCAAAGCGAAGCAGGCUGAAGCUGCUCGCAAAGCAAAGGAUUCUGAGACUCGACGGUUGGAGAAAGACAAGAAAGCAAAAAAGGAUACGAAAGAGGCUCAGAAGCCGAACGUCGCCGACGAUCCGGCAUCCAAGCGCCGCAGGACUAAGCUCAAGAAUCUCAGCACCAGCCAGAAAAAUAUCAAGCUCCACUUGACGACAGCUUACUCAGGUGUGGGAUUUGGUGAGGCUGCAGCUGCUAUGGUUGCAGAUGCGUUCAACAGGCUGUCCCUGUUCAAGGUUGAGGUUGUGCUCCACUCUCAAACGGAGAUUGAUUCCGCAUGCCAAGAGGUUUUGUCUGCCCCACAUGUGUUUGUGGAUUUGUGCCACCGCGUUGAUACGCAUGUUGUGGCCACGCUGAAAAAGAUGCAGGAGCAAAAGCGCAAACGUUUGCAGCAGGAUCCCAACUUGAGCAAAGGCACUUUGGGCCGAGAGUUUCUCAAAGAGGCAGCGGCUUACCUGAAUGGCUUAGAUUCCAGCGUUUUUUGCACUUUUGCGUGGUGUUGCAAGUGCAAUGCCUUUUGUGAGUGGGCGCCCCAAGUCGGACCAUCGCAGGAUGGCCUCAUUGAACUGUGGUUGGAGCUUGCAGGGAACACUUGUACCCCAUGGAGCGCUCGUGGAAAAGGUCUUGGAUAUUUAGAUGAGGCCAGCAUCCCAUCCUUCAUCUGGGCUUUUUCUUUGAAGAAGACUUCCCGUUCGCCAGAUGCGGUGGUGAAUGAAUGUACCCCGAGGUGGCCUGCCACCGAGUUCUUCAGUGAGGUUUUCGAUGAUGCUGUUGUGGAGACUGCAAACUUCAGCCCGACAGAUAUGGGAAUCCCGGUGAACAGACCUCGUGCAUACAGCAUUGUGACAUUGAACGAGUUGACCCAGAAGAAGCCUUAUCGCUUUGGGGUCGAGCUUUUGCAGAAGGUUGCAUUUUGCAAUCUGAUACUGAAGGGGUCUGUCUUCCUGACGGCGUCUGAGGAAGAAGUGGGUGAGUACAUGAAUGGUUUAGCCGAGCGCCGCUCUUUGCCGGAACGUGUGGAUGGAAGGCCUUAUCGCUGCCUGGCUGUGAUGGAUUUUGGCGACAGACAGCGGCUACAGCAAUAUGUUGAAAUGCUGCAGUCAAAGCACCCCAUUUCCUUCGAUUGGGACAUCAAUGUGGACUUGGCGCAGGCUCCGCCAUUUGGCUCAGCUCACACGGUCUUGCCAACAAUCAUUCGGAACAGCAAGCUGUACAACAUGAAAGGGAAAAGGUUUUUUCUGCCAGGAGAACUGUUGAGCGCACAUGGCGUUCAUCCUUUGGUUUCGAGCUUGGUUCCUGAUAGCUUGCUCCAGCUUUGUGAGGGGCACCCUGCAAAAGCCCACAAGAUGAUUGGCAAUUCGAUGUGCAUUCCUCAAGUUGGGGCUGUGCUGGCUUGCACAUUGCUCAAUUUCAUGUGA